CCAUCUAUGGCAUCUUCUUCCUCGCCUCCCGAAAAUUAUAAUUUCUCUAGGGUAUUUUCUUCCUGUUCCCACAAACUAGGUGAGAAUCCUCCAGCUUUCUCUGGGAUCGAACCACAAAUCCAGAGGACGAAGGUUUCUGAAUCUACAAGAUUAUAUGAUGUCUUCAUCAACCACAGAGGCCCUGAUGUGAAAGAAACUCUCGCUCUAGAGCUUUACAAAUCUCUUAAGAAGUUGAAAAUACAGGCUUUUCUUGAUUCGAAAGAGAAAGUACUUGGAGAUUCAUUUCCAUCAACCAUUCAGACAGCCAUCCACUCUGCUGCAGUUCACAUAGCUAUCUUCUCCAAAGGAUAUGCAGAGUCGGCAUGGUGUUUGGCGGAGCUGGUUCUUAUGUUGCAGAGUAGAGCUAAGAUUAUUCCAGUGUUUUAUAGAGUGAAGCCUUCAGAUCUUCGUUACAUAGAAAAGGGAGUGUAUGGCAAAGCAUUCGCUGAAUAUGAAAAUAAGAAAAGGUACAUGGAAAAACUUGAGGAGUGGAAGCAAGCCCUCCAAUCUAUUUCCUUUAUUGCUGGCGAAGAGUUCAAUAGUUUCAGUGACUGUGAGAAGAUAGUGUCAGCAGUGCAAAAGGAAGUAGAAAGGAUGAGACGUUUACAUGUUGCCAAAUAUCCGGUUGGACUUCCUAAGCUUGUGCAAGAUUUUGAAAAGCAGUGCAAUGAAAAGCUUCUAAAAGAUUUUGAAAGUCAGUGCGGGAUGAACAAACAAGAAGGGAUGCCUAAGAUUGUUGGCAUUUUUGGCAUGGGUGGGGUGGGCAAAACAACUCUGUCCAAAGAAUUGUUCAACAGAAAACAUUCAGAUUAUAGUCGUUCAUGUUUUCUCUUUGAUGUUCGGGAAGCCCAUGUGAAGAAGGAUCUUCCUUCCUUACAAAUGAAGCUCCUCAGAGAACUCUUUGAUGAAAAUGAUCAUCCAAGUUUUCCAAGCGUAGAUGAUGGCAUAAGCUGUCUCAGCAAUCGUUUCGCAAGGAGCCGCAAUCGGAGCUUCCUAAUUGUUGUGGAUGAUAUUGACCACCAUGAACAAUUAGAAGCCCUAGUGGUCAGUGAUGAGCUAGAUAAUUCUGGCAAUAGUCUUGUAAUUGUUACAACUCGUGAUGUAGGAGUUCUCAUAAACGCAGGAAUUACAGUCGGCUAUAAUUUGAAAGGAAUGGAUGCAGAUGACGCGAAAGAGCUGUUUUGUUGGCAUGCUUUUAGCCGAUGUUAUCCAUUUAGUGGAUACGAGAAGCUGGUUGAGCACUUCGUAGACUUGUGUGGCGGCUUGCCACUGUCUCUUCAAGUUCUAGGCAGGCAUGUUCAUGGCGAAGAUAAGAAGUUUUGGGAGUUAGAAUUGGGAAAAGUUAAAAAGACGCUGCCUCAGGACAUACACAAGAAACUAAAAAUAAGCACUGACACGUUGGACAAUGAAGAAAAACAAAUUUUCAUGGAUGUGGCAUGUUUUUUCAUAGGAGAAUUGAAGAAAGACGCCAUCAGAGUGUGGGAAGGAUCAGGGUGGAACGCUCAACAUGCACUGCGAAGGCUAAAAAAUAAAUGUCUGGUUGAAGAAAUAAAUGGUCCUAAAUUCAUGUCAAAAGUAAUGUAUCCCUUCGAAGAUACCAGAGAAGAAUUAUUUGUAUUAAGAAUGCAUGACCAUUUGCGGGACUUGGGACGAGAAAUGGCAGAUCAACUGAAUCAUCCUCGUCGCCUGUGGCGUACUGUAUAUUGUAAACCUUUGGUAUGCUUUUCCUUUAGAUUUCUGCUUCCUACUGUGAUAUUCGAAAUCUUUAAGAUUCUACUACAAUACGAAUCUAAAUUGUUCCUGUGAAUGCAGAUAUCAAAGGGUAUCAAAAGCAUCUUU
Molecule: messenger RNA, 1878 nt
Organism: Cryptomeria japonica (Japanese cedar)
Lineage: Eukaryota; Viridiplantae; Streptophyta; Pinopsida; Cupressales; Cupressaceae
Product: disease resistance protein Roq1-like
Exons: 2
Coding region: 7-1845 (612 amino acids)
Biological process (GO): signal transduction; defense response
Molecular function (GO): ADP binding
Source: RefSeq, a predicted model, not a curated record